Molecule: messenger RNA, 846 nt
Organism: Brassica napus (rape)
Lineage: Eukaryota; Viridiplantae; Streptophyta; Magnoliopsida; Brassicales; Brassicaceae
Product: glutathione S-transferase T3-like
Exons: 3
Coding region: 1-846 (281 amino acids)
Source: RefSeq, a predicted model, not a curated record
AUGGAUCCUUUUAACUUUAACUCUCCCGGGUUGGUUAACCUACUAGUCUCUCAGAGCAGUCAAACAAUAGACUUAGGGUGUUCUGAGGUUCCUAAACCGGCGUCAAAGCGAAAGUGGACAACCAAAGAAGACGUUGUCUUGAUCAGUGCUUGGUUGAACACCAGCAAGGAUCCAAUCGUGAGUAACGAGCAGAAGGCAGGCACGUUUUGGAAGCGCAUAGAGGAGUAUGUCAAUGCUAGUCCUCUGCUCAUUGGCUCCAUUCCUAGGGAGUGGAGUCAAUGUAAGCAGAGGUGGGGAAGGGUUAAUGAGCAGGUCUGCAAGUUUGUUGGAAGCCAUGAAGCCGCGCUGAAGGAGCAAGCGAGUGGGCAAAAUGAGAAUGAUGUCAUGAAGGCUGCCCAUGACAUCUUCUUUAACGACUAUCUUGUCAAGUUCAGUAUGGAACAUUGUUGGAGGGAGCUUAGGUUUGAUCAAAAAUGGAGAUCACACUCAUUCUCGAAAGAUGGUGCAAAAGAGAAAAGGAAGGAACCGGCGGAGGAGGUUCCUGCGGACCAAGAUGUUAGGCCUCCUGGCGUUAAGGCUAGCAAAGCAGCCAAACGCAAGAAGCACACGAAUGAAGCAGCUUUUGAUCAGAUAGAGAGCAUAUUAGCUGCGAAAAAUACUAUAUCCAAACAGAAAAUCCUUGAUCGCUUGCUAGCAAAAACUGAAGCUACACUUUCUCCACAAGAAGUUUGCAGGUCACGGGUUGCGGUAGGUGGAUGCGUGCGUGUGGACGUGUUGUUAGUAGGUCUCGGCUUCUUUUGGUAUCAGGUCACGGGUUCUCUGUUUGAUUCACGGGUUGUGUUUUGA